Strigops habroptila (Kakapo) is the source of this 6809-nucleotide messenger RNA. RefSeq names its product 5-formyltetrahydrofolate cyclo-ligase-like. Lineage: Eukaryota; Metazoa; Chordata; Aves; Psittaciformes; Psittacidae. Bases 90 to 677 code for a protein of 195 amino acids. Gene Ontology annotation, cellular component: mitochondrion. The record is from RefSeq and is a predicted model, not a curated record. Gene Ontology annotation, molecular function: 5-formyltetrahydrofolate cyclo-ligase activity. Gene Ontology annotation, biological process: tetrahydrofolate interconversion; folic acid-containing compound biosynthetic process. The transcript has 3 exons.
AGCGGCCCUGCUCCGGCUGACACCCAGCCCCGGCAGCGGGCCGCCCCCGAGAGGGCGAGGCCGGCGCUUGGGCCUGGCUCACUCGGCGCAUGGAGCGGCCGGGGGAGGGCGGCGAGAUGGCGGCGGCGGCGCUGCGCGCCGCUAAGCGGGCGCUGCGCGGGGAGCUGCGGCAGCGGCUGCGGGCGCUGGGCGCGGCGGAGAAGCAGCGCCAGUCCCGCCUGCUCGCUUGCGAGGUGAUUGGCCAUCCCAAGUAUCAAGAAUCCAAAAGAAUUGCAAUCUUCCUAAGUAUGCCAGAUGAAAUCCAGACAGAAGAAAUCAUUAAGGACAUUUUUAAGCAAGGCAAAGAGUGUUUCAUCCCACGUUACAAGCCUCACAGCAAUCACAUGGACAUGCUGAAGUUAUCAUCAGCUGAAGACAUUUCAUCACUUACUUUGACAUCCUGGAAUAUUCUUCAGCCUAGUGAUGGUGACAGCGCAAGAGAGGAAGCUCUUGCUGGUGGGCAGGAACAAGACUGCACAGUUGAUCCAACUGAAAGAAACUCAACCCUGCAAAUAAAUCAGCUUCUUGGAUAUCCUUGGAAAUCACCUCAUGGAUAUCUUCAGCACAGUCUCAGCAAGCAUAACAUAGAGGCUCAUGAAGGAGAUGGGCUUGCCAGGAGUGGCUUAGGCUGCCAUUGAAAGUCACAGGGAUUCACAGUUUUAGGAUGCACUCUGAGAACUUUAGUUUGCGCUGCCUGAAAGGUGGCGAACUUUUCAGGUGGUGCCUGUAGGCUGACAUGAGAAUUCUCUGAAAUCUUUGAUCCUGCAAAUUGUAUUGCAUGGAUGAAUCACAGUGCUGAUACGGAGCCUGCCCAUGCAGAACAUCUCUCGAGACUGAGACCUUUGUCUGAAAAUAAAAAGACUUUCCUGUAGGCCUGGAUGAAUAUUGCAAAUCUUUUCCGUCAUUCUUCUCUUACAUUUUGAUUUUAUAAUGCUGUCUCAGGCACUGGAUUCUUCAUAGGGUUGAAAAGUAAGGUUGGUUUAGAUCUAUCUAGCUAGUGGCAUGUGUGUUUUAGUCCCAAAAUAACCUCUCUCUGUCUUAGCCUAAAAUUACCCAACUUCUACAAACAUGUAAACAAACUUACUUCUGUGUCUGCAUUCAAUAUUUGCAUUCUUUUUUGUGAAGACAUUAAUAUCUUCUUGAAACAUCUGAAGAAAUGUUUAAUGUCAUUAAUGGAAAACUCAUGUUGAACUCGAGCUUGAAACAGUCUAGGAAAAUUUUCUCUGGGUGGAAAUUAACCAUGCAGAUAGCUUCCACACCUCACAGACUUACCAGCGUUUUUAUGCUUGGUAGAGGAACAUAACUUUUAUAUGACUCUGGUUGGUUGAACUUGGGUCUGUAUUUGCUUCAGGAUGCCAGCGUACUUUUUACCAGAACACUUAACUGUGUUUGUUUCUCUUUUAUUUUUGAUCUAUACCUCUUUCCUAUUUCAGAAUCAUUUCUGUGUUGACCUGUUAGCUAGCAAGGAAUUUCAGUGCUUCAUACAACCAUCUUCUUUACAUUUAAUAUUUAGCACUGUAACUUGUUUUCCUAAUUUUUGACAAAAAAUUGUGUAUAUUGGUGGGAUGUGGGGGGCUUUUGAAGGUAACCCUUAAAAUGUCCAGGGUUCAGGCACUUGGGACAAGCUGUUCUGCUACUGAUGAACUGCUGUUCAUUGAAUGAAACAAGUCUGUUGCAGAGAUCACAGAGUAAACACACAACAGUUUUAGGUAUGAUGGGAGCAAGGAGUACCUGGUGUAGAGUGCACUAAGAUGUAGCUGUUGGGGCAGCCCAGGUGCCAGGUGGUGAAGGUGAUGGAGGAAGGCAGGAGCAAGCUUUGGUACCUGGCUAGUUCUAGAGCUGCUGUUCCAUUGUCUGCACCAGGAUAUGGAUAUGGGCAGAGAGCAAUGCCAAAAGAGCUACUGCAGUCUACAAAGAGAUGCCAAGAGAGCAGUUGUAACAACUGGUGUGUGUCCACAGCAAACUUGUUCUGCCUGAAGCUCAAUUUCAGUCUGUACUCAGUAACUUAGGAAUAAUUUGGUUUGGAUUGGAUGUCAGACCUUGGACAGUUUUUGUAGAUUAGAGAAUAAGGUUAGGUUUGUUUCAGUAUUGCAUAAUCAGACUUUGUUCCCACAGAAACACACACUGCAUCUCAAUGUGUCUUUAAAUUCCUUUUGCUGUAUUUUUUUAUGUCAGUUAUAUUUUUUUGAACUUGGGUACAUUUGCAGGAAUGCAAAUUGCCUUGCUACUACAUCCAUCCUCCAUUCUUGGCAUUAUGCAUGGAUGAAACAUUUAUCUCUGUGAUGUUAUCAAAUACUGUGGUGAUCUGAGGCAUUUACAUUGUUAUAAGGAGAUAACACGGUGUUACGUUAGUAAUGUUCCCAUCGCUGGCAUAAGUUGCUAUGUAAUUUCCAAGAAAUACCCUGCAGGUACAUAAAUAAGUCAUGUCAUUUCUGAGUGUAUUCAUUUUGCAUGACAAAAAGCUUAAAUUCACACAGUCCUUAAAACUUCAGGCAUGGUUAUUGUGAAGAGUAGCUCAAACAUUAGAGUAGGUAUAAUUUUUGCAUAGAGUUUCCCGGGCUUUGGUAGGGCUCAGGCAGUGGCUAAUAGAUGUGAACCCCUCCUUUUGAAUAGACCCUCUUCUUGAAGACAGCCCAUUUGCUGUUGGAUCAGGGUUUACCUAUUUUCAUCUUGGCAGUACACUACAUACACCUUGUUGGCAUAAACAAAGAUCUCUGCAGUUUUGGUAGUAGAAAGUCUGUUAUCUUUACUGCGCACGGGUGACAGUAAUCCUCAUAUGAAAAGUUGCUUUCUUUAGGCUAAAUGGACACAGUAAAAGAGCAAAGGUGAAAGAAGUUCAGAUAUUUUGUUUGGAGUAGGGAUGUAUGUAGGUGUAUGACUUGGUUCAUUUCCAGCUAUACCUACUGAAAGAUUUAGACAACUUCUGGAGCAAUCCAGUGGUACAUUUUCUUAAUACGUACCAAUUCUCAUUUGUAUCCUUGCCCAUCAGCACUAUAAAUGUGCACUGGUAUCAGAUUUUGCCCAAGGUAAUGCUUUUGAUGAAAGUUCAGGUGGGUUGCAGUCAUUGUUUACAGGAGUGUAAAUACCUUGCACAACUUUGGAAGGAGUAAAUAAGAUAAAACCAUGCUCCCUGUUUGCUUUUUAUCAUGACUCCUACAGAAAUUUAAAAGGACAUUUCCCCAGCAGUUCUAAUUUCAGUGUGGUUUAGGGAGGCGGUGUGAUUCAGCCAGCCGGACAUAGGUUUCCUAACUUGUAAUGACAUUUAUUAUUACUUAAACCUGCUCUGAGAACUGUGGGCAAAAAGCUGGGACUCAAAAGACUGGAUUGAGUUACCUCCAUAUGGUAAAAUUCUUGGAGGUGGCUUCUUUGAAGGGAAGGCAGGUGGCCGACUUUGGACUGAAGAAUUUCAGCUAGAAGUCUUGGACUUGAGCAAAUAUUAUACUUAAGUGUUCGUAACUGAACUACUGACUAAUACUUGAAGGUGUACAGUGAAUUACAGACAACUUUUAAAACAUUCACCUAGGUAAUGGGGAGAAGGGGUUUGGCCUAGAUAUUUUUCCUUAGCCGAAAAAUAAAGAGUCAUUAGAAAUUACAGCUCUGGAUCUGGUUACUCUGAUGGACUGUGAGCCACUCUCCUAAGAAACGUAACAAAUGGGAUUAUGUGUACAAACUUAAAUCAGCCUCUUUUUCUGUGUAAAUUCUGCCCUGGCCUUUAAGUACAUUAUUACAUAGUCUUUGCCUAUCAGAUCUGGGCCCAUUCAAAGAUGAACCCAGAUGUGGUGAUACGGGCUCUUUUAAAGAUGCAGGAGAUGAACACUGCUUGCUGUUCGUGAAUGCUACUAAGUAGUAUGUGCUCAGUCAUUUGCUUUCUCUCUGUUCAAGUUAGAGCUGCAGGCCUUUACUACCAUGCAUUAUUCAAUCCUUGGUAUGGAGACAGAGUUCUUCAUUUCUGUAUGGGCUGUUUAUCACUACAGUGUUCAAUGACUUAAAGAUAUUAACCAGUAUUUGCUGGUGGAGAAGCAGCAGAGGCUCAGGAUCCUGAUUCCAGCCUGAGUUGUGCAAAGGAUCUGCCCCAACUGAAUACAGACUCUUUUGCCUGUUUUUCCAAACAUUAUGGUUUCUUCUAUGUUCCCUCUGAAAUGACCAUUUCUCAGACUUGCCUCAUCAUUGGGCUAGACCCCAUUUCCCAGCUUAAUUUCUCUGCCCCCACAAUGCCCCUUUCCAUCCUUCUGCUCUUUGCCCAUUCUGUCUGAAUCUCCCUCUCCAAGUGUCCUUCUCUGGCCUUUCUGACCAUGUUCACCAUUUCCCCCUGCUCUCAGUCCCAGCCUGUCAUUUUGUGGCCAACACGGAUAACUUGCCCCUGCCAAAAGGGAGGAGAUCAUGUGCUUUUGUCUUCUUUCACUUGUCCGCUUCCACGCACACGAGAUUCCCCAUCCCAGUUUACUCAUUUCCUUCCCCACUGUGCUGGCUUCUUUCUCUUUUUCACUGGCUUAGAAAAACUCCUUCACUGUUAAAUAGUUUAAUGGGGUAUGCUGAAUAAUCUGCUACUACUCUACAAAGCUUAAUGUAUUUUUGCUUCCAGAAAUGAAGGUAUUAAGAACUCUACUUGUAAUUUAGUUUGGAGACUCCUGGCAUUUUCAGUACUGGAGACUUUGGUGGCUGAUCACAAUAUUUGUGUUGUACCUUCAGGAUAAUUAGUGAAAUAUUAACAAGAUAAUCCAUUCUUUCAAUAACAGUACAUCUGUCAUUAGCAAUAAGGAAAGAUACAAGUUUCAAACAAAGUGAGGAAAUACUAAUGUAUGUCUAGCAGCAACCUCUUGCAGCUUCAUUUUUAUAUAACCUUUUGAACAUUAGCUUUUAAGAUUGGGGAUAGUUAUAUCUUUCUGCCCUUAUAACUUCCAGAACACCUUGAGAUUUGCUGUAGCUUAAAUUACAACAUACAGCAGAAGCAGGCAGGGACAGCUUACUUGCUGUAGAUUGUAUUUGGUUUAUAAAGGCUACUUUUGCUGGGAAGUGUGAUCCUCUUGCAAGGAAAAUGCUGGCUACCUCUAGGCUGCAGUUUGAAGCAACCUCAAGUAGUAUGAGUGACCAUUAGCCCUGUUUUAAACUUUGCCACUGGGAUUUGCCCUGCAGAAACAUUUUAGUCCGCAGAAACAUUUUAGUCCACAGAAACAGUUUUUCAUCCAUCUUUAAACUCCUGCUAUUUAUUCAUACAUUCAAAGAGGCUGCAUUUGCUGCCAGGACUGAUGGCCUUGUGAUGCCAGCAGUCUUCAUUAUUCCAAAUUUUAGCACAGUUCUUUAGGAGUGUGACUGAAGUGGUGGCAGUACAGUCUUGAGAGGAAUAGGUUUAAUUUACAGCUGUGAAAUAAAGUGGGAUGUACAAAAAAAUAAUGGGUUGCCCCUGCUCCCCCGCCCAAAAAAAAGAUGCAAGAGAAAUGGGAGGGUUUGAAAAAUGAGACACAUUACAGUUUGGAAAUAAAAAACAGUGUGAGGAGAAAAUGUUGGGUCUUGAAGCACAGAGAAGUUCUAAUAUGCUACUUUGGCUCCAUUAAAUGUUGUGUGGCUGUCCAUGAAGGCACAAUGGGACCAUACAAAAUGAUGCUAAUCAUUCUGAUAAAAGACAUGUAGUAAAUAAUGCUUGGGGUAGCCGAAUAUUUAAAUGAGAUCUAUGCAGAUUGGAAUGUAUCUGGAUGUAAUGAAACAUGGGUGUGAGAAAAGCGGAGAUGUUAAAUAUUACUGCUUAGGAAAAAAACAAAAGUACCCCAAACGAGAUUGUAAAGUGAUUGAGGGCACUAUUAGAUUUUCUUUUCCUCUGGGAAACUUGAUUAAAACUUACAGUACAAAAUAUGUCAAGGGAUAGAUUAUAAUUUAAAAUCUUUUUACACUGGUCAUAAAAAAGAAAACCUGAGAGCAUGGCAUGAAACAAAAUUGAAAAUCAAGGCUUAGCUCCUAAUGUAAUUUAUUUUUUAAUGAAAUGAUUUAAAGUUUGGAAUGAACUUCUGCUUGGAGACAAUGAGCCAUAGUAUUUUGAUAUGCAAAGGAGGACAAAUUCAGUGCAAGGGAGGCAUUAACAUUCUGGUGAUGAGUCUUCUCGUGAAGAGAGGAUGCUUCCCCUCACACAGUGCAGGAUCAAAGCACUGGGCAUGCAAUCCAGUGUCAUGUGUUUUACAAGAGUCAGAUCUCACAACUUGCAGCUAUGUAGCAAUACCUGAAAUUCCUUCUCACCUCUGCAGCUGCAGUCCUGGCUCAUCCCCUUACAGGCAGGUUCUGGUUUCUGUUUACCUGUGGGCAUUCCGAGCGUCGCUCUAAGCAUCUCAUUUUACUUGUAUUGAGCCCUUGGCUCUGCUGCCUUCUGGCAGCUGUGAGUUGUACUGGUUAGUUAGUCGUAAUGUGAAAUAUUAUGUUCCUUAUUAUGUUAAUAUUACAUUAUGUUCCUACAGUGUGUGAAAUACUGUGUUCCUUGUAUUCAUUAUAAAUCUGCUGCUUUCAGUUCAAGUGAUACCUCGUUCUUCUGUGAUGAAAAGUAAAUAAGGAUGUUUGAUUUCUUUCCAUUAUUCAUUGUUCAGUUAAAGCUGUAUUAUAUCUAUUGUAUUUUUUUCUCUCAAACUUUGUGUGGUUUUUUAUUCUCAUGUAGAAGCUUUUCUAGAUCUGUAAUAGUCCCGACCAGUGCUCUUUCUUUUCUUUUGCAAUCUCUCUGAUGUUAUUUUGGAGAAAAGAUGCCUGAGAGAAAAUGUUAUGCCCAAGUAAAGAGAUACUGUGAAAUAUGAGUA